This is a messenger RNA of Priceomyces carsonii, 1362 nucleotides long. RefSeq lists its product as uncharacterized. The record is from RefSeq and is a predicted model, not a curated record. NCBI's taxonomy places the organism in Eukaryota, Fungi, Ascomycota, Pichiomycetes, Serinales, Debaryomycetaceae. The transcript has a single exon. Bases 1 to 1362 code for a protein of 453 amino acids.
AUGCCAAGAGCUGAAAUUCCCGGGUAUUACUUUGAUGAGACGAGGAACAAAUACUUCAAGAUAACGAAUGGAAGUUUAAUAGGCAACAGUAAAUAUCACAGUAAUAAGAUUCAGUCGAAGAAGAGAAGGAUUAAUAAUGAUGCUGUUAAAAAGAAAUCUAAGCUUAAUACUCUAGUAGUAAAUUCUAUGAAUUUAAAGACUAGAUUAGACGUGAUAAACGUUAAACUAGGAUCAGCGUUGUUUUUAAAGGAUAUUUCAUACCUUAGGUUUGAGGUGCUUCGGCGAUAUCAAGGACCAUUGAAAAAUUUACAGUUUGGAAACGUGGAAGUUUUUGGAAGCAUUAAUGAUGGAUUAUUGGUGAAGGAAAGAGACCUAUCUCUCAAGGUUGUUUCCUUGAAGAAUUUUUUGCAAAGUAAUAUGCAUCUGCACUUAAUUAUCAGAGACUCUCGCAUAGAAGAUUAUUAUCAACGAUUAUAUAGAAUUGAUUCACAACUAAAGACUCCAAAAAUUACAAAUUGUGCAGUACAUUCUGAAACAGUUUUCCGUACUAUAGUUUUAAAGGAAGAAAACCUGGCAUCUCGUGCUAACUUUAUACAACUUGAUUCCUUAUCUGAGAAUGGUUCUCGAACAGAUUUAACUAUCAACCUUUUAAGAAGUGCUGAUCAACUUCUGAGCUCCGAUGCAAAAAAUGUUCUUUUGAAAGUCUUUGGAAUAGGAAUUUUCAAUUUCUCAUCUAAUACUUAUGAUUCAACUUCAUUUAGAGGAACUAAUUUAUCCAUCACUUGUUCGGAAUUGAUUGCAAAUUGCCUACUUAUCGCCAGUGAUAGAGGUGAUCUAAUAAGGAUCAAGCUUGAAGGCAGCGGUGAAAUCAAUGCUCUCAACUACUUUUCUGUAAGAGAAGGCGUAUCCAUAGUUUGCGUCAAGUCCAUUGCGAACAAGAUAUUCUUGGCCACCAAGACUAGUAUUUUCAUUCUUGACGACACCUUAAGACUCAAAAGAAAAGUAAAUUACAAUGAUCAAAUUCAGAAGAUAUACGUAAUUGAUUCGAAUAAUGCUGUCAUUGUUGGUUUGAGAAAAAUUUCAUUACUACAGCUCAUUGACAGUCAGCAGCAAUUUAAAAAGUUAUUAUACUUUAAUGACAACAUAACUAACCAGUAUUCUAUAAUUUUUCUGGGCAAUCUUAUAGUAAACGAAUCUAAUUCUUUGAUAUUGGUCUAUAAUCUUACGUCAUUGCAGUUCUUUAAAUUUUGUUUGAAUCUUCAAAGCAAUGAACGUUUAUCAAAUAUCUUUACAAUAGAGGAUGCGUUUAUAGUGUUCCAAGUAAACGGAACCUUCACUAGGUUUAUCGUUUAUCGUAUAUAG